AUGGUUACUAUUAAAUUAUUAUUAUUAUUAUUAUUUGUGUUAUUAUUUAUUUCUUUUUCAAGCUCAAAUAAUCAUAUUGUUUCAUCUUUAUCACUAUUACCAAUUAAAUCAUGUCAAAAUGGAGGUAUUGAUUUAUAUGGUAACUGUAUUUGUUGUUUUGGAUAUUAUGGAAAGGAAUGUGAGAUGGUAGAUACAAGAGAAAGGUGUACACAAUCGACAUUUACAGAAUAUGAUAUUGGUCCAGUUUGUUGUUGGUCAAAACAUAGAACUAUUCAUAAUGCAACCAAUCUCAAAGAGACAACGUCGUGGUCAAUAAGUGACAACUCUAUGCAAACUCAAAACAAAAAGAUUAAAAGAAUGAUCAAGAGUUAUGGACCAUGGGAUGACAAUGAUAUCAACUACUUCAAUCAUAUUCUAAAGUUGGACCAUAUCCAAAGAAAUGGAAGAUUGAAACAAGUCUAUUCUCUCCGAUUCAACAAUGCCACUGACAAGAUACCUCGUUUACCAUCAAUUUGUGACAGUACCAACAAACCACCAUUAGCAUUUAUCAUCAUGUUAACCAACUAUGAUAAAGAAUCAUUUCAAACUUUACUCAAUAUUAUUUAUCAUCCAAAACAUUAUUAUGUAAUUCAUGUGGAUGCAAGAAAUUUCAAAAAGGAAAUUAUAGAUACAAUGAAUAACGAUAUCAAUCAUUUAUUUGUUUCAAGACAACAAAAACAACCACUACAAGAUCCAAUGAAUAUUCAAUUAGUAAAUAUUCCAUUUAAAGGUAAUUGGGGUACUCUUUCAUUGGUUUAUAUGGAGGUUGCAUCGUAUACUUAUUUAUUUGACAUGGUAAAACAAAGAAGAGAGUCAAGAUUGAAAUCAAAUAGUCAUCAUCAUGAUCGACAAAAUACAAUAGUUCAAUGGUCACAUAUAAUCAAUCUAAGUGGACAUGAUAUGCCAACCAAAUCAUUACAUAAAUUGGAAUCAUUUAUUUGUUCAAAUCUAAAUACCAACUAUAUUGAACAUUUUCCAACAAAAGAUAUUUUAAUUAGAUUUCAAAUGACAUCAUUUGAUCAAGGUAAAUGGUUAGUAACAAUUGAUAGAGAGGUAUUUGAAAGCAAUGAUUGUGGUAAGAUGGGAUCACUGUCAAUUUUUGACCCAGAAUCUGGAGGAUAUGGAAGUCAAUGGCAUAUGAUCAGAUAUGAAUUAGCAUAUCAUGCUAUUAGUGAUAUACGAUCGGUAGAGAGAUUAUUGUCACUCAAAUUCACAUCAAUUCCAGAUGAAAGUUACUAUCAAUCGAUUAAACAUUUCUAUCCACAUCUGAAACACCAGUCAUGGAAAGAUCAGGUAAACAGAAAAACAUAUUGGAGUAAAUAUACAUCUGAUACAAGUCAUAGAUAUCGUGUUGAGAAACAUGACAUUGAUUCACUAGUACCAUCCCUAUUGUUUAUACGAAAGGUAUAUGAUCAAGAUGUUAGAAAUUAUAUGAUUGAAAAGUUACAUUUACUCAAAUAA
This is a messenger RNA of Cavenderia fasciculata, 1500 nucleotides long. RefSeq names its product GlcNAc transferase. The transcript has 3 exons. Gene Ontology annotation, biological process: heparan sulfate proteoglycan biosynthetic process; chondroitin sulfate proteoglycan biosynthetic process. Bases 1 to 1500 code for a protein of 499 amino acids. Gene Ontology annotation, molecular function: protein xylosyltransferase activity. The record is from RefSeq and is a predicted model, not a curated record. Gene Ontology annotation, cellular component: membrane. NCBI's taxonomy places the organism in Eukaryota, Evosea, Eumycetozoa, Acytosteliales, Cavenderiaceae.